Messenger RNA from Sitodiplosis mosellana (orange wheat blossom midge), 1030 nucleotides. Its product is annotated as mitochondrial glutamate carrier 1-like. The record is from RefSeq and is a predicted model, not a curated record. Gene Ontology annotation, molecular function: L-aspartate transmembrane transporter activity; L-glutamate transmembrane transporter activity. Bases 55 to 987 code for a protein of 310 amino acids. Lineage: Eukaryota; Metazoa; Arthropoda; Insecta; Diptera; Cecidomyiidae. The transcript has 6 exons. Gene Ontology annotation, biological process: aspartate transmembrane transport; malate-aspartate shuttle; L-glutamate transmembrane transport.
CCGACUAAAGACGUUCAAAAUUAUUAAAAAUACAAGAUAAUAUUUUAUUAGACAAUGAAAGAAACUGCAGCAGCAGUUGAAAUUAAAACAAAGCGAUUUGCAUUGCUUCCUAAGGUCAUAAACGGUGGAAUUGCUGGAAUUGUAGGCAUAACAUGUGUAUUCCCAUUGGAUUUAGUGAAGACACGAUUGCAAAAUCAAUCAGUUGGUCCAAAUGGUGAGAAAUUGUACAAAUCCAUGUUGGAUUGCUUCAGAAAGACUUACCGAGCAGAUGGAUUCUUGGGUAUGUACAGAGGAUCAGCGGUGACUGUACUAUUUGUGACACCCGAGAAAGCCGUUAAACUAGUUGCCAACGAUUUUUUCCGCCAUAAGUUUGCCACAAAAAAUGGAAAAUUGCCCGUCACCCAUCAGAUGGCCGCUGGAGCUUUGGCUGGUAUGUUCCAAAUUAGUGUUACAACUCCGAUGGAAUUGCUGAAAAUUCAAUUGCAAGAUACACGAAAACAAUCGGUCAAAUCGAAAACAAUAGAGAAACCUUCGGCAACCAAAAUUGCUCUAGAAUUGUUGCGGAAAAAAGGCAUUUUCGGACAGUACAAAGGGAUCGGAGCGACUGCUUGUAGAGAUAUCUUUUUCUCAAUCAUUUAUUUCCCAUUGUUUGCCACAUUAAAUCAAUUUGGACCGCGAAAAAGUAACCGCAGUAACGAUGCCGCAUUUUUCGUAUCGUUUGCGUCUGGUUGUGCCGCAGGUUCAUUGGCUGCAUUAAGCGUAACGCCAUUUGAUGUGGUCAAAACCAGACUUCAAAUACUUAAUAGAGCUGAAGGGGAAAUACAGUACAAUGGAAUCAUAGAUUGUAUGAGGAAGACACUGAGGUACGAAGCACCGACAGCAUUUUUCAAGGGUGGCCUUUGUCGCAUGAUGGUCAUCGCACCGCUUUUUGGCAUCGUGCAAAUGGUUUAUUUCUUUAGUGUAGCAGAGAAUUUGUUUGGAAUUUAAAAACAAUACAAUUUACAUUGAAAGUAAUUUAUUGCUCCAAAGU